GGAAGGGGGGGAAAGUGUCCGCACUGGAAGGGGGGGAAAGUGUCCAGACUGGAAGGGGGGGGAAAGUGUCCGCACUGGAAGGGGGGGGAAAGUGUCCAGACUGGAAGGGGGGGAAAGUGUCUGGACUGGAAGGGGGGGAAAGUGUCUGGACUGGAAGGGGGGGAAAGUGUCUGGACUGGAAGGGGGGGAAAGUGUCCAGACUGGAAGGGGGGGAAAGUGUCCGGACUGGAAGUGGGGAAAAGUGUCCGGAGUGGAAGGGGGAGAAAGUGUCCGGACUGGAAGGGGGGAAAGUGUCCAGACUGGAAGGGGGGGAAAGUGUCCGGACUGGAAGGGGGGGAAAGUGUCCGCACUGGAAGGGGGGGAAAGUGUCCAGACUGGAAGGGGGGGAAAGUGUCUGGACUGGAAGGGGGGGAAAGUGUCUGGACUGGAAGGGGGAGAAAGUGUCCGGACUGGAAGGGGGGGGAAAGUGUCCGGACUGGAAGGGGGGGAAAGUGUCCG
Staurois parvus is the source of this 498-nucleotide messenger RNA. Lineage: Eukaryota; Metazoa; Chordata; Amphibia; Anura; Ranidae. The record is from the annotation of a GenBank genome assembly.